UCAAAAUCAAGUGAUGUACUUGGACCAGGUUCAUCAAAUAUAUUUAUUAUUUGUCCAAUUUUUAUAAACAUAAUAUAUAAUAUAUUGCGACAAGGAUGGAUUCAAAAGCAGAAGGUAUCACUGAUAAAAUUGAAAUGGACACUGUUUGUGAAUUGUUGGAUAAAACUUUACUUCAACAACUACAUUUGAUGGAGGAGAAAAUGAGAUAUGAACUUAUUUUGGAAUCAAACAUCAAACACGGCAGCAUACAUCUUGCCAAGUCUAGAUAUAUAAUGGGCCAUACUUCAGUCAGCAUGGCUAGACUGCCAAUGGAAGCCAGUCCUGAGUUUUCUGCAUCAACUGUUUGUGAAGAAACAGAGAUAGAUAAUAACAAGCAACUUCAGGUUGUAGAAAAUAAAGAUAGUAAUACAGUAAAUCCAUUACACUGGUUUGGUAUAUUGGUGCCACAAAACUUACAUGAGGCAAAGAAAGUCUUCCGGAGGACCGUAGAUGUGGUUGUGGACUGUGUAAACUUGCAAAUACGUUUACUUGAGAAUAUCAAGAAUAUGGAAGCUUUAAGACAAUAUAAAAAACUGUUGACAAAUGAUUUACUUUAA
Papilio machaon (common yellow swallowtail) is the source of this 596-nucleotide messenger RNA. RefSeq names its product coiled-coil domain-containing protein 115. The record is from RefSeq and is a predicted model, not a curated record. The coding region runs from base 96 to 596 and encodes 166 amino acids. Gene Ontology annotation, cellular component: extrinsic component of endoplasmic reticulum membrane. Gene Ontology annotation, biological process: vacuolar proton-transporting V-type ATPase complex assembly. Lineage: Eukaryota; Metazoa; Arthropoda; Insecta; Lepidoptera; Papilionidae. The transcript has 2 exons.